ACGGGGGCUCUAGGGAGCUGAGAAUAGGAUCCGGCAGAGGUAGGAGACGAAGGUGUGGAAAUCCCCAAGUGACAGCCUGACAACCACCCUGGAAGUGGAGGGUCCCUCGGGGGGCGCUGCCCAGAGUGACCCCUUGGCCAUCAUGUCAAAAGAAGAGGAACAGCAAACAGCAGAUCCUGUCCCACUGGAGGAGGAGCAGCCCCAGGAUGAGAGCCUAGUGAGCCGAGUGGUCAAUCUGCCUUUGGUCAGCACAACCUAUGCCAAGGCAUCAGCCAUGUACAGCUCUACCAAGGAGAAUCACCCUUAUCUGAACUCUCUGUGUAGAGUGGCUGAGCGUAGCCUUCAAGGCCUAACCACCAGAGCCUUCCAAGGGGCCCAGCCUUUCCUCACCCUUCUGGAGCCACAGAUCGCUUCAGUGAACAGAUACGCCUGCAGGGGCCUGGACAAGCUGGAGGAGAAGUUGCCCUUCCUCCGGCAGCACUCGCAGGAGGUGGUGACAUCAGCCAAGGACGCAGUGACCAGCAGUGUCAACGGAGUGGUGGGCUUGGCCCAUAGGAGUCGUCGAUGGAGUGUGGAUCUGACCCGCUCAGUGGUAACCAGUGGUGUAGACACAGUAAUGGGCACCCGCAUGGGGCAGAUGGUGACCAACGGUGUGGAUGUCGUGCUGGACAAGUCUGAAGAACUAAUUGACCACUUUCUACCCAUGACUGAUGAGGAACAUGAUGAGCUGGCCACAGCAGCGGCCGCUGAAGGCGGUGCCCUGGCCCCAGGGGCAGACCAGAGCCAGCCCGGCUACUUUGUGCGGCUGGGAUCGCUGUCAUCUCGACUCCGCCAGAGGGUAUACCAGCACUCGCUGGGCAAACUCCGCCAGAGCAAGCAUCAGGCUCAGGAAUCUCUCACCCAGCUACAGAACACUCUGGAGAUGAUCCACUAUAUGAAGCACGGCCCCGAUCCCACCUUCCAGGGUGGCCAGGGAAGGCUGCAGGAGCUGUGGCAAGACUGGAGUCACCAGGAUAAGGAAUGCCACCGGAGCCAGGUGGAAUCCCAGACCCUGGACCUGUCCCGAGACCUGACUCAGGAGCUACAGGCCACCUGUGGGACCCUGGCAGCCAGCGUGCAGGGACUGCCCCCAGCCAUCCAGGCCAAGGUGCUGGAAGUUCAGCAGAGCGUGGAGGAGUUGCACCAGGCCUUCUCCGCCGCCCGCUCCUUCCACGAUCUGCCGCCGGCCAUUCUGGCAAAGGGCCGGGGCCACAUGGCACAGGCCCACACCACCGUGGACGAGCUCCUGGAUUUCGUCCUACAGAGCAUCCCCCUGCCCUGGCUGGUGGGGCCCUUCUCCCCCUUAAUAGUGGAGCGGCCCUGCACCCCGCAGGACCUGAUGGACCAGGUCGAUGAGGUGGUGGUGGGCCGUAGGCCUAGCUUGCUGGAGGACCGCUGGGCCGAUAUGGAUUGGGUGGCCCAGCAGGAAGCGUGGCGAGCUGCUCAUGAGGUGGGCCCGCAGGUCCCCCUGGUGGAGGUGGAAGAACCACCCACGCCCCCAAGCCAGGAGGUCAAGAAGCCCACGAUCAUGCCCGAGCUAGACUUCUAAGCAGUCUUCCCUUCUUGACCAAUGAACAAUGAUCAGCUGCGGGGUUUAAAAAGGGCUAAAAGGUCAGGCGUCCCCCUUUCCUCUGCCCUGCCUGACCUCUAAGGGCCUCCCCCAAGGGGCAGAGGUCCAGAAGCCCUGUUUUUGCCAACCAGACCCUGAUUGCUUGGGCCUCUCUUUGAGCCUUUGGGGAAGGAGGGAAGUACUUGGGAGAGUGCAAGUGAAGAGAACCAGUCUGGGCUUGAGGCUGGAUAGAGGGACGCUCAGAUGUUGACCAUAGAGAUCUCAGACUCAUCUGCAGAGGGGUGAAGAUGGAAGGCCAAGGAGGGAAUGAAGUUACCUGAGGAGGGGUAAGCCAAGUGAGGAAGGCUGAGGCCAGAAGCUGGGGGAAAAGAAAGGAAGAAGCUGUCACACCUAAUGAAAUGUCUCUUCUUCCUCAGGAGGGAUGGUGGUUCAGGUGCCUUUUCAAAGGUGGGAAAAGCCAGUCUUUGCAGUUAUUGGUCAGUAAUUUGAAGUUCAAUCUAGACUGUGGGAUAAGUCAGAGGGAGGGAAGAAGAAGGAAGGGAGGGAGGAAAGAAGAGAAGAGCCUAGAUUUAGAGCUGGAAAAGAAGGGAUGGAGAGAGGGAAGGACAUAGUUCCUGAGCCCCCAAAGCUGCUGAUUUGGGGUAGGGAGUGUAGGGAGAUAAUUUCUUGACUCCAAUCAGUAGGUAGUGAUAUAGAGUCCCUGCCACCUUCCGCAGGGCCCAUCAGCUUUGGGAAUAAUCUAACUUCUACUGCCCAAGACUUCAGGAGUAUAGACUAAAUUCACUUAAUAGUACUCUUUCCUUCAUAUCAACGUUGAUCUUUCCUAUCUUCUAACCUUCAUCCAAGCUUGACACACUAACAGGCUAACCCAGGCCAAGAUGGAGGCAAGGGGCAAUGAGGAUUGGGAGGGUGUGCAAUAAACUGUGUGCCGUUGGCUUUUUGGGGCUACCUCUAAAUAAAGUUGGCUUUUUGUUGGUUAAA
Molecule: messenger RNA, 2590 nt
Organism: Gracilinanus agilis (Agile Gracile Mouse Opossum)
Lineage: Eukaryota; Metazoa; Chordata; Mammalia; Didelphimorphia; Didelphidae
Gene: PLIN5
Product: perilipin 5
Exons: 8
Coding region: 143-1588 (481 amino acids)
Biological process (GO): positive regulation of triglyceride storage; lipid storage
Cellular component (GO): cytosol; lipid droplet
Source: RefSeq, a predicted model, not a curated record